AUGAUUAGAACAGCUUUUUCAAGGACAAAGCCCUUGAGUGCCCUCCGCCGCUUGGCUACCGCCUCCCAGACGGUCCCAGCCUACCAAACCACCGUCUUGGAAAACGGGUUGACCGUGGCCAGUGAACUCAUGCCUGGAACCCGUACCGCCACCGUCGGAGUAUGGAUUAAUGCUGGUUCCAGAGCCGACAACCCCAAGAGCAGCGGCACUGCUCACUUCUUGGAACAUUUAGCUUUCAAGGGUACCAACAAGCGGACACAGCUCAACCUUGAGCUCGAAGUCGAGAAUAUUGGGCUGCAAAUUAAUGCCUACACCUCCCGUGAGAAUACCGUUUACUACACCAAAUGUCUCUCUAAGGACAUAGAUCAGAACAUCGACAUUUUGAGUGAUUUAUUGACCAAGUCGAGGUUGGAAGAAAAAGCCAUUGAAAACGAACGUCAUGUGAUUCUUCAGGAGUCGGAUGAAGUGGACAAGAUGUAUGAUGAGGUGGUGUUCGACCACUUGCAUGCUGUCACCUACAAGAACCAGGACUUGGGAAGAACCAUCUUGGGUCCUCGCGAAUUGAUCAAGACCAUUAAUAGACAAGAUUUGGUCAACUACAUCACCACAAACUACAAGGGCGACAGAAUGGCCCUUAUUGGUGUGGGUAACGUGGACCAUCAAGAAUUGGUACAGAAAGCAAAGAAAUACUUUGCCAAUAUUAAGAUUAGUGAUGAACCAUUCUCACAGGGUGGAAACGACUUACCCGUGUUCCACGGAGAUGAAAUCCGUAUUCAGGAUGAUUCAUUACCAUCUACUCAUGUUGCCUUAGCAGUGGAGGGAGUUUCGUGGUCUGCACCUGAUUUCUUUACCGCCUCGGUGGCUAAUGGUAUAGUCGGAACAUGGGACAGAUCUGUUGGCAUAGGCUCCAACUCUCCAUCUCCUUUGGCAGUAACUGCUGCUACCGGAGGACCCGGUAUGAGUCCUAUAGCAAAUUCAUAUAUGGCGUACACAACCUCCUACGCUGAUACUGGCUUAAUGGGCAUUUACUUCACUGCCGAAAAGGAUUCCAACUUGAAGUUGUUCAUUGAUGCUGUAUUGAAGGAAUGGGGUAGAUUGAAGUCAGGUGAUAUCACAGAAGACGAAGUGGAAAGAUCCAAAGCACAAUUGAAGGCUUCAUUGGUCUUAGCUUUGGAUGACUCUACCUCUAUUGCUGAGGAUAUCGGGAGACAAUUGGUGAAUACAGGUUACAGAUUAGAUCCAGAGGACGUAUUUAAACGUGUGGAAGCCAUCACCAAGAAGGAUGUCAUUGAUUGGGCAAAUUAUAGACUUAAGGACAAACCUAUUGCAUUAUCUGCAGUUGGAAAUGUGAAGACCUUACCCUCUCACAGCGAAAUCCAAAAAGGAAUGUCAUUGUAG
Molecule: messenger RNA, 1398 nt
Organism: Suhomyces tanzawaensis NRRL Y-17324
Lineage: Eukaryota; Fungi; Ascomycota; Pichiomycetes; Serinales; Debaryomycetaceae
Gene: MAS1
Product: Mas1p
Exons: 1
Coding region: 1-1398 (465 amino acids)
Cellular component (GO): mitochondrion
Molecular function (GO): metal ion binding; metalloendopeptidase activity
Source: RefSeq, a predicted model, not a curated record